Schistocerca cancellata (South American locust) is the source of this 4322-nucleotide messenger RNA. RefSeq names its product formin-binding protein 4-like. Bases 296 to 4123 code for a protein of 1275 amino acids. Gene Ontology annotation, molecular function: protein binding. The record is from RefSeq and is a predicted model, not a curated record. Lineage: Eukaryota; Metazoa; Arthropoda; Insecta; Orthoptera; Acrididae. The transcript has 12 exons.
CAUAUGAAAGGCGAUGCGGCGACAGUUAAUUUAUUUAUCGUUAUUGUUUUUGUAAGCGUUCAAUGCCGUUAAGGUACAGGUAGUUAGAAUGAAGUGAUAUAUAUAGUUAGCGUCGUGUUGUGAAAUGGAAUUAGUCUUCACUUAAAAAUAGAGUAUUGGGUAAAAGGAUGCGGUUCCAGUUCGGUACGAAAUGUGUAGACGGACAUAAGAAAGCGAAGUGUCAUUUAGCGACAAAAGUUCGUGUUUUGCAGUGGAUGUUGUGACAAAUAUUGUUUUGGUGUACACUUCUUGGGGAAUGAUAAUGGAGGCAGAUCACAAGGAGCAAAGCACCGCGUCGAAGCAGAAGAUGGACACCACAGAUAACCCAGAAACACACCGUAAAUCUUGGCAGUCAAAAUACCAAAGCAUCUGCCAAGAAUAUUCCAGCAGAGUAGAGGAAAUAAAGAAAUCACGAAGUCCUGAUGGUGAUUCUCAUCAACCAAAGAAUAAAAAUCCUCUUAUUGGACUUCUUUCUGAAUACAACUCGGAUUCUGAAUCUGAAGAAGCUGAAAAUACUGCAUCACAUAAUAACGCACCACCAACACCAUCAGCACCUAAAAAGCAGCUUACUGAUGAACUAUCGUAUUUUCUGCAGGAAAUACAGACACUGUCAUCUGAAGAAAAGACUUCUGAGAUGCCUACAGUGCCUGCUCCAGCUGAGAACAUGAGUUCUGCUGUCGCUCGAGUAGAUGAAAUGCAUCCUGCUGCUCCUGGUGAAAUGCAACAUUUUGAGGAGCAGUUGCCUUACAUGGAGGUUCCAAUGACUUCAUGGCAGGAAUGUUAUGAUGAAAAUUCUGGCUAUGUCUACUACUGGAAUGUUGAAACAAAUGAAGUUAGUUGGGAGAUGCCCGCAGCAUACCAAUAUUAUUUUCUCCAACAUCAGCAUUGGAUGCAACAAACUCAGAUGCCAAUGAUGCUUCCCGAGUAUGGCGUUCUUCCUAACAUGCAAACCCCAGCUGUUAUUGAAGCACCAGCUGUGUUAAAAAGGCCUAUAAAUCCAAAAAAAAUUAUCUCCAUAGAACAGCACAAGAAAAACUUAAAGAAAAGAAAGAAGAAGAAACAUGCAAAGUCCAAACCAGAUGACUCAGAUGAAGAGAAGAUUGAAAUGAUUACUUCAUAUGGGCCCCCAAGUGAAGAUGAAUCUGAUGAAAGCAUGCCAGAGAAGAAGAAAAAGAAGAGGCAUCAUCAGGCAGGUGUUUCAGCUGUACAUUGCCCAGUCUUCCCCCAAACAACAUUGGGUCCACAGCCACUGGUAAAGCCACAGAAAUUGCCCACUAAGGAGGCUCAGUUGAGCAAGCAACACCCUCAGUCUAUUUCAGCUUGUAUAGCUGCUUUACAGCACAAAGAAGAUAUUCCCCCUGAAGGUGAUGGAAUCCGACCAGUUGAAGGAGGAGCUGACACAGAAUCACAAGGAGCUGUGACAGAUCAUAAGAAAUCACCAACUUCAAAAAUUGAAGGUGAACAAAAGGCAAGCCCAAGGUUAAACAGCAUACCCACUACAUCUGUCAAUUCAGAGGAGAGUGAGCCAGCUGAAGGCAAUCCUGAACAGCUGUCUUCUCAUGUUAAAACAGAAUUAAGUGGUGCAAGUGUAUGUACAGAUCCAUCCAGUUUACAAAACAAAACAGAUGUCUCAGAAAGUUCAGCAGGUGAAAUUUCUGCUGCAGAAAAUUUUUCUGGUGAUGAUGUGAAUGCAAAAGAAAAUGUAGACAAUGAAGAUAAAACAAUUACAGAAAAUCAAACAGAACAGUCAACUAAUAGAAAAGAUGAAUUGGAAACUGAUGAUGCAGAGAAUAAUUCCACAAAGGAAAAUGUUGAGAAAACAGGAUCUUUUGCUUUGAUAGCGGGCUAUGGAGAUGAUUCAGAUGUAGAAGAAGAGAAAAAAGAGAUCUUGUCCAGGAAAAAUGUACCAAAUGAAAGGAAGCAAGAGGUGAAGCCAACAAUACAAUCUCAUAAAUCACCUGUUGCAAUGAUUCACAGUUCUAGUACCACUACACAUUCUUCAACAACAGACACACUGUCUGAAACUGACUCGACAGAUCAGAAAAGUAAAGUGCCUUUUUUGAAACCAUUUGUUCCUAGUGCCACUGUUUCAGAAAAUAAUCCGAAUGUAACAUCAGAUGUAGCUGCUGCUGUAACAGAAAUGGCAGUCACAACAACUGCAUCCUAUAGGUCAAGUCUAGACAAUAGUGGACGCCGGGGCCUUGGUUUUGAGCCAAGAGAAUCAGAUAAUCAUGAGAACUACGAGUUGGAUUCACCUGUACAGUUACGUACUGCAGUUCCUGUGCAGAAUGCCUUCCAGAACCAUGGAAAUAUGAUAAAUUUUGUCAAAGCAGAAACCAUGGUUCCAUCUACUCACACUCAGGACUUAGAAAACAACAAAGAGGAGGAGGCAGAGAAGACACCCACAGUGCAAGAAGAAAAAGAAGGUAAUGGAAUUACUGGACAGAUAGCUGACAUGUCAGGGGUAAUAAUAGAAAAAGUAACAUUUUUAGCAGAAGGAAAAGAAGCUGUGUCUGCUGUUCAAACAAUUGGCAUUCAAGUGCAGACACUAUUAACAGCCUGGGAACAUGGAAGCCUGUGUGAGAAUUACUUCUCACAGUGGUUAGCUGACACCAUGGAAGAACUGUCUAGGCUGGAGCAAGAUGCAGCCCCUGAUGGUUGGCAGUGUUUGUGGUCAAGGGGAUGGAAGAGAUAUUAUUAUUACAAUUCUGAGACUGGUGAAGUUCAGUGGGAAUAUCCUUAUUUGGGUGAUAGUGGCGCAAUGGAAGACGAUUCAAUGGAUGCCAGUGAGGAACUUGUGGAGCAGCCUGGUUUACCAUGUUCAACUCAAGAAAAUAAAAAUAAUAAACGACCAGACUCUUCUCAUAAAGGAUGUGAUCAGAAGAAGAAGCAACUCUCUCAGCGUGCAUCUGUGUCCAAACAAAUAUAUGAACAUCAUAAAGAUGGCAUUUCAGAUGACGGUGAUAAGUUGUCAGAUUCUGCUCCACUCCAUGUUUCACAUACCCAAGCACCACUUCCUGCAGAGAAUUCAUCCACUGCUGUGCAGUCAUCAGUACCUGAUCAUCGAACAGAUGUGAUGAAAGGAGAUGGUAGGGUUCAGCCUUUACCACCUGGAGUUGAUCAUCCAGAGCUCCCAUAUAUUAUUGCUGGUCCCCCUCCCCCUCCUCCUCCCCCUCCCCCACCACCACCUCCACCCCCACCACCUACUUCUCCUCCUCCUCCACCAUCGCCACCACCACCACCCCCACCACCACCACCACCCCCAGCAUCACCACCACCCCCAGCAUCUGCACCACCACCAUUGCCACCGACACCUCCCCCUCCUUCUAUUUCAUCGCCUCCACCACCACCACCUCCUCCUCCUCCACCACCAUGUAUAUCUGUUUCUACUUCUUAUGUACAGUCUGCCCAUAUCAUGCCAGGUUAUGAUCCCACAACUGAAGAUUAUACAGACAUUGAUGGUGAAGAGAUGAUAGAAGAUGAUGAAUCACGCAGUAGCUCAACUGUACUAUCACAUGCUGAACUGUAUGCAGAUGAUAGUGCCUAUAUGCAUGGUGGUGGUCUUCCUCUCAUAUGCCCUUUAAAUGCUGUUGUUGAAUAUGGACCAAUGCCAUAUGUAGCAGAUCCUGUGGUUCCAGCAGCACAUGUCAUUGAGAAACCACCAGAAAAGACUUCUCUACAUGCAGAAAUUGAUUCAUUCUAUUCAGACCUGGCAUCUCUUGAACAAACAGCAGUUACAGCAUCGUCUGAAAAACACCAAAUGGGUGAGCAUACAGGUGCAGCCAGUGAGACUGAAAAGGAAUCAAUGAUAGCCCCUUCCACAAUAGAACCAAGUUCUAGUGCUAAUAGCAAUGUUGGUGGUCUUACUGGUAGCACAGCAUAUCAAAAAGUAUCUGCCCACAUUGAAGGAAAAACGUCAGAGGCACCUGUAGGAGAAGUACGAAAGAAGAAGAAGCCAAAAUUAGCACCAGGAUUGUCACUAAAGAAGAAAGAUGUGUCGUCACUAGUGGCUAAAUGGCAGAAACUUCAGGAGGAAGUUAGAAGAGACUAUAAAAAGCUCGGUGAUGAACUCAAAGAUAAAUAGCAGAUGUUCUGUGCCUAAUUUUGUCAUGGACUACUAAAAUGUUAAGCAGGGAGCAUUUAUAACAAAAUUGGCAAAUAACUGAAUUGUUAUAUAUUGUUACAAACUGUGCCAAUUUGCUUAAAUAUCAAACUGUUUUCAUUUGAUGUGAAAAUUUUCUGAGACAAUUUGAUACCCAAGUAAAUUUAUUUUUAAAAAAUAA